AAAUACAAAAAUAAACUGUAAAAAAUUCAAGAGGAAAAUCCCCCCACCAAACGAGCCCUUACGUCGUCCGUUAUAAUGCAGCCUCCUUGAAAAUGCCUCCACCUACAACCUACAGCCGUCGUCACUCCCAUUUCCUAUUAUCUUUUCUAUUCCACCAACUACUCCCCAUUUUCCCUCUACCGCACUCAUCCAUGGAAGCUUCAGCAGCUCUCCCUCGCAUAGGUCUCGCGGGUCUCGCCGUGAUGGGUCAAAAUUUGGCCCUCAACAUCGCCGAGAAAGGCUUCCCCAUCUCCGUAUACAACCGCACCACCUCCAAGGUCGACGAGACCCUCCACAGGGCCCAUGAGGAGGGCCAACUUCCGCUGUUUGGCCAUUAUACUCCUCGCGAUUUUGUACUCUCCAUUCAACGCCCUAGAUCAGUCGUCAUCCUCGUCAAGGCUGGCUCUCCUGUCGACCAGACCAUCGCCGCUCUCUCCGACCAUAUGGAGCCUGGCGACUGCAUCAUCGAUGGUGGGAACGAGUGGUACGAGAACACUGAGCGACGCAUCCAGGAAGCUGCUCAUAAUGGUAUUCUCUAUCUGGGUAUGGGCGUUUCAGGUGGAGAAGAAGGCGCCCGUCAAGGGCCUUCUUUGAUGCCCGGUGGGUCUUAUGAAGGGUAUAGCAACAUCAAGGAUAUACUUGAAAAGGUUGCCGCGCAGGUGGAAGAUGGACCCUGUGUUACUUACAUUGGAGAAGGGGGUUCCGGCAACUUUGUCAAGAUGGUUCAUAACGGAAUCGAGUACGGUGAUAUGCAGCUGAUUUCAGAAGCAUACGACGUAUUGAAACACGUCGGGGGACUGUCAAAUGAGGAAUUGGGUGAAAUUUUUGCGGAGUGGAACAGAGGGGAGUUGGAAAGUUUCUUAAUUGAAAUUACUUCUGAUAUUUUCAGGGUUAAGGAUGAGCUUGCAGAAGGGGAUUUGGUGGACAAGAUUUUGGACAAAACCGGCAUGAAGGGGACAGGGAAAUGGACGGUGCAGCAGGCUGCUGAGCUUUCUGUGGCUGCGCCCACCAUAGCUGCUUCAUUGGAUUGCAGAUACUUGAGUGGAUUGAAGGAAGAAAGGGAGAGUGCAACUGAGGUAUUGAAAGAAGCUGGAUUGAAGGAGGAAGUAGGAUCAGUAGCCCAUGGAAUUGAUAAGAGAAGGUUGAUUGAUGAUGUAAGACAAGCACUUUAUGCAUCCAAGAUAUGCAGUUAUGCUCAAGGAAUGAACUUGCUGAGAGCUAAGAGUGUUGAAAAGGGGUGGAAUUUGAAUUUUGGAGAGCUAGCCAGGAUUUGGAAAGGUGGGUGCAUUAUAAGGGCUGUAUUUUUGGAUAGGAUCAAGAAAGCUUACCAGAGGAAUCCAAAUUUGGCUAGUUUGGUUGUAGACCCUGAGUUUGCAAGGGAGAUGGUACAGAGGCAGGCAGCUUGGAGGAGAGUUGUAGGGUUGGCUAUCUCUGCUGGGAUCAGCACUCCGGGAAUGUGCGCCAGUCUUGCCUACUUCGAUACCUACAGGCGUGCAAGACUCCCAGCUAAUCUAGUGCAGGCGCAGAGGGAUUUGUUUGGGGCACAUACUUAUGAGAGGAUUGAUCAUCCUGGGUCGUUUCAUACUGAGUGGACAAAGCUAGCCCGGAAGAGUAAGGCUGGUGUUGGUGCGCUUAAUUGACCUCUAUGACAGUUUUUGUUUCCCGCUUGUUUCAAUUGGGUGUUACCGUGUUGGUGUUUUGUUUCCUAUGCUGGCAUAGCAAUUACUGUUCAACCUUGCAACUUUUGCUGCUAAUAAGAAAUGCAUGCUUUUUUU
Messenger RNA from Rubroshorea leprosula, 1814 nucleotides. The record is from the annotation of a GenBank genome assembly. Lineage: Eukaryota; Viridiplantae; Streptophyta; Magnoliopsida; Malvales; Dipterocarpaceae.